Molecule: messenger RNA, 7389 nt
Organism: Paramecium tetraurelia
Lineage: Eukaryota; Ciliophora; Oligohymenophorea; Peniculida; Parameciidae
Exons: 3
Biological process (GO): adenylate cyclase-activating G protein-coupled receptor signaling pathway; cyclic nucleotide biosynthetic process; intracellular signal transduction
Molecular function (GO): adenylate cyclase activity
Source: RefSeq, a predicted model, not a curated record
AUGAAAUUAUCAUAGUUAAUUUAUGAAUACCUGCAUAGAAAAUACACAAAAACAAAAUAAAAGAAUGAUGAUUCAUAUUCUAAGCAAAUAGAAUUUGAAAAUGGAGACACAGUAAAUUUAAAGGGCUUCUCUUCUUCAGAAUUAAAAAAUAAAAUUUCCACUAUAUAAUCAUUGGGGAGUAUUAUAUGGAGAUAUUUGAGGAGGCCGUUCAAUUACAUUUUUCUGAUGAUUAACAUUAUAUGUCUGAGCAUAACUCAAGACAAUUCACAAGUUAUCUACGGAUUUGUCAUUCCAUUUCUAUUUGGUAUAGUGAUGUAUUUGAUAAAAACAUUUUAUUAUAUGAAAUUGGUGAAUGGCGAGGACAAUUUAAUAAACAAAAGACGGGUGAUUGUGUUUAAGAAACUGAAGAAAAUAUUGCAUAACAAGAAAAUCGGUUUAAUGGAAUAUGAGCAAAAAUUAAAUAAGACCCAAAUGAUAUCAACUCAAAGAGCAGACAAGGGGAUGAUACCACCGUCCCCCCAGCCUUUGACCGAAUUGAACGAGAGCACAAAAGUGAGCAUCAUAGAGACAAUAAGAUGGGAAGACUUGGAGAUUGGAGACAUCAUAAUAUUACAAAGGAAUGAGAUUUGUCCCUCGGAUUGUCUGAUAUUGGAGUCAAACCAGGAGAGAUGUUACACCGAGGAGGGAAUAAAGAGUGCUAACGAAUUAACAUCCUUGCCCAAGAUGCAUUAAUUCAAGGGAAAUGGCUUUGAAUAUCGAUUAUUGCUGAGUGGGAAGGUGACCUUCGACAAGGAUUACAAAUCUGAGUGCUUCUACACAGGGUUUAUUCGAUUGAAGAAUGACCCUCAGGCUGUUGAUAUCAAGAGGGAGAAUAUCCUGUAUAGAGGACAACAAUUGCAGACUUGUGAUUAUGUGUAUGGACUUGUGUUGAGUUGUGGUUUGAAUUGUAAAUAUUAUCAUUUGAGCAAGUUUGAGAAGUCAACUAAGUCUUUCUUUGAAAACAAGAUUGACACCUUCUACAAAUUCACAUUAAUCCUCAUAAUUUUGUUAUCGUUUGUGUCUUGGAUGAUUGAAUCAAUCAGAUUGGUUGAUUAAGGGUGGAAGAUACAAUAUUUAGCUGAUCACUUUCUGAUUUACUUGAAUAUGUUGCCUUAUUAUUUGAUAGGAUUGUUGGAUCUACUGUAAAUUCUGAGUUCAAGUUAGAAACUGUUCAAAUUCAAUAAGCAGAAGGGAGGACAGAAUAGUGAGAGUCAGUAGGAAUUCAAUAUAUUCGUGAAUCACAAGAUGGACUUAAAUACAGUGUACAGCAAAUUGAAUGCAACUCCUAUAGCUGAUUUGUCUUUGGUGGAUUCUGUCAUUUUUGACAAGACUUGUACGAUGACCAUACCGCAAUUUAAAAUUAAAUUAAUUUUGAUAAAUGAGACAUUCUACGAAAUUCAUAACAAAACAUUUAAGAAUACAACCGAAUGGAAGAAGUAUCAGAAGGAGGUGUUAGAUAAUUAGGAGAUGCUCUUCAUUCAGGAUUAAUCCUUGUCUCCUAAUUAGAUCUCAUCCAUCAAGGUGUCACCCCAUCAUCGACCCAUGAGUCCUGCUAAAAGAGCCUCAGUCACGCCUUGGAGAUUGGAGGACAACUUGGUGAACAUUGAACCCAAUUUUGAGUAAGAUAUACGUGAGACAAGUUAAUAGGAAGAAGCCAACUUCAAUGCUGAAGAGAUUGCAGACGAUCAUUCCAAAUUGAAAGAGAUCCAUAGAACCAAACCUCCAAAACUGUUUCAAAUAGAUUCUUGGGAAUCCGGCACUGAUUUAGGAGGCAUGAUCAAUCAGCUCAAUGAAUAAAGGAUGAUCAAGUCUUAAUCUCCAAUCAAGGAGACAGCCAGACGUAAGUUCAGCGAGAGAAGACCAAUAUUAGAGAAAAUGGAACCAAAAAAGAAGUUAUCGGCUGAUCGAUUCUACAAGACCGAUGAAUUCAACAUUCAAUAUGAUAGACAAGAUGACUUUAUUAGUAAUGAGAAGGAAAUCUUUAGUAAAUCAUUGACACCAGAAUAUAGAGGGGUCAUUGAGGAAUCAUUGUUUAUCCUCAUCAUUUGCCAUAACACUUAGACCAAAUAUCUGAAGAAGCAGGAUUCAUUAUAAUAAGAAUUUAACAAUCAGAUAGAUGAACUACAAAUUAAUUUAGCUUAGAAUUAUGAUUAUAAAUUUAUUGGAUCCACCUUUGGGAAAAACAAGUACAUUAUUGAGAUUAAAGAGAAUCUAGUAGAAAUUCCAGUGACAGUCACUUAAUUAGAUAAUAACAAAUUGUCUGUGAUCACUUAGAUUACUGAUUAUAACAAAUUGUUAGCGUUUCAAUUCAAUGAUAAAUUUGAAUACAUUUAAUACAUCAGAGAGGAUGGUUUGGAAUUGAUCGAGGGGAUAAACAUGGACAAGGAGGACAAGGAUGUUUGGAAUGGAAUAAUCAACAAAAUUAUACAGAGAGGUUGUAGGCCAAUAAUCUAUUAUAAAUACAACAUGGACUAAAACAGUUAUAAUUUAUUUGUAAAGAAUCCAUUAGAAGAGAUUAAAAAUAAGUAAAAUCAAUUGGAAGUUGUGUUAAUUGUUGGAGUGUAAGAAAAAUUGAAGAAAUAAUUGAAGGAUAUCAUCAACUAUUAUCAGAAUGCAGAUAUAUCUAUAUGGAUUGCCAGCGGUGAUACAAAAAAUAAAGUAUUGCCCAUAGCCUAUAAAUCAAGCAUUUUGAAAGAAAAUAUUCAAAUCUUAAAAAUAGAAUCAAACGACAUGAUCUCUUAGCAGAUUAAGUCACAUAUUCUUUGGUGCUAUAAUAAUCUGAUUAAACAGUUAAGGGAAGAGCAAAAUGAUAAAAAGAAUAAUGAAAAAUUACUCAGUAGUCCUAAUAACAAGAGAAAAUCAAUAAAUGUGGCUAGAAGAGCCAGCACAAGAGGUGUUUUAAUAGGCAUGAAUAAUAACUUAUCCAAAACCAAACCGUUUUGUAUUAUGAUUGAAGGGAAGGCUCUGGAGACUAUUGAAAAUGAUGAAAACUUGUAUCAUCAUUUGGCAUUUCUAGUCUCAUUCUGUACUCACCUUAUUGGUUAUUCAAUGAAUAAGUAUUAGAAAGGUGUUUUGAUUAAGAUUCUACAGAAAAAGCAAUUGUAAAGGAGAAGGAUAUUGGUUGUAGGAGACGAGGCUAACGAUUCGAUUAUCAUGGAAAAUUCAGAUUUCGCAAUAUAAAUUCAGAAUGAGAGAGCGAGUUAAAAAAUAAAAAUAGAAAAAAUGGAGUAAAUUGAGAGAGUAAAAAAGGAGAGUAACAUAAAUAAUAAUGCACAGGUUUCCAACAAAUUAUCAAAAUACAAGCAUUUGCAAUAACUCUACUCUAAUAGAUAAUUAGAUAAAUUUAUCUAUUCUAAAGUGAGACAUAUGAGCACAGCAGAUCUCAUUAUUAAGGAUAUGAAUAAUCUAAUAACAUUAUUAUUUUAUGACAGUAGAAAGCAUGCAGAAUUUCUCGAGAAUUUAAUGAUAUAUGCAUUUUAUAGAUGCUAUUUGAUAAUGUUUUGCCUAUUUUUCCAGCGUAUCAUGGAAGUGUAUAAUGAAGUUCCUCCUCUCUCAUAUUACUAAUCUAUCAUGUUUAUAUUGCCUUCGUUGUUGCUAUACAAGUAGUCAAUCCUGAAUAAUAGAAACAUCACUGAUUUUAAAUAACAAUUAGUUUACUUUUAUAAUCAGAAUUGGAUUCAAUUCAGAAAGCACAAAUAUUGGUUGUUCAUUUACAAAGUAUUAUUGCUCUCCAUAUUUGAAUCCUUCAUUAUAAUAAUAAUUUAAAAGUACAUAGAAUUUUAUACAGAUGAUGGCAGAGAUUUUGAUAAUUCUAUUCAGUCUUUGUAAAUGUAUUCAAUAAUCAUUGUGGUUGAGCAAAGUAAAUGGAUCUAUGACAGCAUAGUCUAUUGGUGGAUAUUAUUAAUCGUACUCUAUUUGUUGACCUUGGUCAGUUAUAUUCAAAUAUUCAAUGAAACUUACUAUCAAAUUCUGGAACACCUAAUCAACAUUCAAAGUGUAUUCUACAUCUUACUCAUAAUUCUAAUAAUUUACACACUUUAGCAAUUGCUUUUUUAAUUCAUUCCUUAUACGAUAGACAAGUUGAUGUUUUCAGUUAAGGACAAGAUUUAGAUUUGCGGUCUAUUGAAGCCAAUAGAGAUAUACUAUUCUAAAAAGAAGAACAAUAGCUCGCUUCUGUUGAAUAUCUAGAAGUAUGCUUUGAAAUUGUUUAAGAAUGAAGAUGAAAUGGAUUCUUCGAUAAGAUCGAUGUUGUCUGGAAUGGCCUUGAGUGAAAAGAGCAUAAAAAUCAAUAAGUUAACUCAAUAGUUCAAGAAUAUUCAAUUAGAAACCAAAUAUCAAUUGAAUGAGUUGACAUCAAUUUUAGAAUAUUACAGAUUCUAUUAUCCAUUGAGCUGGAUGUUGGUGGAGGGGGCAAUCUUGUUGCAAAUUUGGUUUGUCAACAAGGACCGCAAUUAUACUUGGCUACUGGAUUUUUCAUAUGGAUACAACGGCACUUAAUUAUUGAUGGCUCUGUUCAUCUACACAUCAGUGUUUAAGAAGUACCAUUUCAGAUUGUCAAAAAUCUUGAUUCUCUCUCGUCUGUUGUACAAGAUCGUGUAUGAUAUCUAUUUUUUCUAACAGAAUGACAACUCCUUGAGUGACAUGCUCAUUAUGCAGUUGUUCAUGUUGCAACCAUUAAUUGAUGAUAGGCCCUUGACCAUAAUCUUCUAUUGCAUCAUAGUCAACAUCAGUUUCAUCAUCAGAUUUAGUGCCAACAAUACGUCCAUCAAUUAGAACAUAAACACAUACAUCAUGCUCAAUUAUUAUCUCAUAGCAUUUAUGUAGACAGCCUUGAGUAGCGGGAUGCAUUUGAGAGUGCAAAGGAAUCUGAGACAGGAGUUCAUUCAGAAUUUGCAAUUGAAUUAGAAAAUCAAUUCGAUAAGUGACACACUCUCGAUUCUGAUGCCAAAGUUCAUCAGGAACAUGAUCAAUCAGAAAGGAGAGUUUGACAUUUAGGAGAAUCAAGGGGAGGUAGCAAUUCUAUUUUGCGAUAUUUGUCAAUUUGACACAAUAAUCAAGGUGCAACAAUAGAAUGUGGUUCAUUUGCUGGAUAUCCUAUUCAGACAAUAUGAUUCUUUGUGCAAUCAAUACAACCUGCAGAAGAUAGAAACUGUUGGCAAGACAUACAUGGCAGCUUCUGGGUUGAAGAAUCUAAUAUCUUAAAAUAACAUUAACCCAGUUCUUAGAGCUCUCCAAGUGGCCUUUGAGAUGCAGAAGUUUGCUUUGUCCCAGAGUUUUGGUUAGACUGAAAACAUUGUCGUGAAGAUUGGAGUGCAUUAUGGCAAUGUGAUUGCUGGUGUUAUUGGGUAUCAUAAACCCUAGUUUUCUUUGAUUGGAGAUACUGUCAAUACCACCAGUCGGGUUUGUUCCACUGCAUAGGACAAUCAAAUCAAGAUAUCUGAGGAGGCAUUCAAGCAGGUCUCCAAUUGUCCUGACUUCACCUUUACUUUGGAUAUAGUGGAGGCGAAAGGAAAGGGUCAAUUGGCCACCUAUUUGGUGUAGGAAGUGAUAAAGGAGAAGAUUUCAAGGAAGAAGCUGAGGAAAUUCAAAGAUGACAUGCAGAUAUUCCUAAAUAGAGAUGAUUAUCCAGGCAAGCAUCGAAAAUCCAUAUUUGAAUUCAAGAACUCUCGCAAACCCACCAUCGUGUAAUCAAGCCUUAAGAUAGUGACACCCCAAUUGCUGCAUAAAUCGAGUAUCAACUUAGACAAUCAAAAUCUUACCUUGAAUAAUAGCAAUAACAAUAACAAUGUGUCCCAGCAUCAUUCUAGAGGCGAGAGUGAUCAAUUGCAACCUCCGACAAAGGAGCAACAACCACUCACUAUCACAGGGUAGAACCUAAUCGAAGCACUCGAAAUCAAAUUAGCUCGGGAGAAUCUCAUGUUUGAAGAUUCCCUGGAAUUCCCUUUGGUUGAAGUAGACAAGGACAAGUUAAAACAGAUUCAUUAGGCUGAGGACGAGUUCAAAGAGAUGGAUGUGUUGAUUUUGGACAAAAAGAGAUUGUACCUUGACUUUCAUUCCGAAGUCGAUGAAGAGGUCAUCCAAGAGUUUUACCAGCAAUUGAGGAAGUAAAAUAAAAUACUGGUGAUUCUCUUGGAACUUGGAAUGGGCAUACUAAUCCUCAUUUAAAAUACAUCCACUAUUUUGAUUGACAACAUUUUCAGAGAGAUUACAGUUUGGUACAUUAAUAUUGUGUAGGGAUACAUGAUUGUCUUUGUUAAAUUGAUAUUCAUCUGUUUAUUGUUCAAUGAGCAAUAUUGCAAUCACUUUUUCAAACAGAAAUACUUUAUAGGGUUCUACAUCUUCAUUUUAAUCUGGUGGAUCAUGCACAUCUUCAGUGUCAAAGAAGGGAUAAUAGGAGAAGUCUGUAUUGCCAUUGGGAUCUUUCUCUCCUUCUUGACUCAAUUGAACCCCAUAAUCAAAAUGAAAUACAAGGUUGUUGAGAGCAUUGUCAUGAUUUGCAUGAAUAUCAUAGCCGUCGUGUCUAAUAAUUGGGAUAAUUCCCUAAUUUACUACGCCAGUCUACUCCAAGUAAUAUUUGUAUCAAACCAAAUCUAUAAAUUCUUGAAGAAUGUUGAGGCUUACAACUAAAAAUGCAAACUCAAAUACAAGCAUGAACAAUUAGAUCAGUUAGUAAAACAUCAAUUGCCAACUCACAUGCUUGAUCAAUUUUUAUAAUUACAACAAUCCAGAGCAGUCUUGAAGGAUCAACAUGAGGAUGUCACUCUUCUGUUUGCUGAUAUCGCUGGGUUUACAGAGUAUUCAAGCAAAGUGGCUCCUGAAUAAGUCGUAUUUAUGUUGCGGAAUCUAUUCACUGAAUUUGAUAAGUGUUGUCAGGAGAAGAAUGUGUAUAAGUUAUAUACCAUUGGGGACUGUUAUGUGGUCAUGGGAAUGGUGGAUGCCAAAGACAGAAAUCCAGCCUUGGAGGCUAAAAACACUGUGGAAAUGGGAUUCGAAAUGAUCAACAUCAUCAGCAAGGUCAGAGACAAAAUCAAUAAUUCAGAUCUGGAUAUGAGGAUAGGUAUACACACUGGGAAAAUCAUCGGAGGAGUUCUUGGAACUGAUAUUGUGAGAUAUGAUAUCUAUGGGCCAGACGUGUUGAUAGCUAAUAAAAUGGAAUCGAAGGGGGAAAGAGGAAAGGUGUAAGUCUCAGAAUCUACAAAAAAAACAUUGGAAUUAUGCUAUCCAGAAGAAUUUCAGUAUUUUUCUCAUUGCAUUGUUGAAAUUCCAUCUAUUGAUAGAAAAACUGAAGGCCAUUUUAUUUCAAUCAAAACCUUCCAAGAACCAUCAAUGGAUGUAUAGAAUUUUAAUUGA